AUCUUUUUAACGGAGCCCCAAUUGCCGAAAACAUGCCUCCAUCAUCUUCAGUGUCCCCGGCCCCGCUUCCGGCAGCGACACCGUCCCAAAAGACAGGCAUACCCGCCGAACGAUAUGUCGGAUUCUUUGCUGGACUGGCGUCGGGGGCUACAAAGCUGUUGGUUGGACAUCCUUUCGAUACCCUCAAGGUUCGAUUACAAACAGAGGGUGGAUUUGGGCGGUUUAAAGGGCCACUAGAUUGUCUUCGGUCGACAAUUCGUAAAGAAGGCUUUCUAGCUCUUUAUAAAGGCGCCACACCACCGCUCUUGGGCUGGGCACUCAUGGAUUCUGUCCAAAUGGGCUCACUCAACAACUUUCGUUUGAUUCUUCAAGGUGGUGAUCCACAAUCCCCUCUCACCGUUCCCGAAUGUGCCUUGGCGGGUCUAGGUGCCGGCGUGGUUGUCUCCUUUGUUGCAACGCCUGUGGAGGUCUUGAAAGGGCGGUUGCAGGUUCAGUAUGAUAGUGCUACCAAAGUGUAUGCUGGUCCUAUAGAUUGUGCGAGGCAGUUGAUUCGAAAUAAUGGUAUUGCAGGGAUAUACAAGGGCCUAAGUGCCUGCAUCUUGUUUCGAAGUUUCUUUUGGGCGCUCUGGGGCUCCUAUGAGAUAUAUAAAAAUACGUUUACGGCAUGGGGCAUGCCGCCUUCCAUGCUCUCCUUUUUUGCCGGUGGUUGUGCCGCCAACACGUUUUGGACCAUUAGUUUCCCGGCCGACGUCGUGAAACAACGCAUGAUGACCCAACCCGAUACAAAGCCCGCUCGAUACCCGACAUUGCGCAGUUGUUUUGCGCAUAUUUACCGGACAGAGGGUAUUCGAGGAUUUUACAGAGGGUUUGUUCCCUGUUUUCUUCGAUCAUUCCCCACGAACGGUGCGGCCAUUUUUGUAUAUGAGACGAUGAUGAGGGCUGGAAAGGGGUUUGUCGAGUCGUGAUGCGCUCGUGUAGAGACUUUCUUGUACCUAGUUGGAGGCAUAUUGUACAGUUUUUUUUAUGUGUGGGGGUUUAUAUGUGGAUAGAUGAACGUCAUAGAAAUACCGGGUCACAUACUCGUAAUGAAACAUUCCUUGGCAGACAAUGGUAAAUA
Molecule: messenger RNA, 1117 nt
Organism: Spizellomyces punctatus DAOM BR117
Lineage: Eukaryota; Fungi; Chytridiomycota; Chytridiomycetes; Spizellomycetales; Spizellomycetaceae
Exons: 7
Coding region: 33-965 (310 amino acids)
Biological process (GO): transport
Molecular function (GO): transmembrane transporter activity
Source: RefSeq, a predicted model, not a curated record